Molecule: messenger RNA, 1009 nt
Organism: Peromyscus leucopus (white-footed mouse)
Lineage: Eukaryota; Metazoa; Chordata; Mammalia; Rodentia; Cricetidae
Product: olfactory receptor 4C15-like
Exons: 2
Coding region: 1-969 (322 amino acids)
Biological process (GO): G protein-coupled receptor signaling pathway
Cellular component (GO): membrane
Molecular function (GO): olfactory receptor activity; G protein-coupled receptor activity
Source: RefSeq, a predicted model, not a curated record
AUGCUGAAUCAAAGCUUUGUCACUGAGUUCAUACUUCUGGGACUUACACAGAACCGAAAAGUUGAGAAAAUAUUGUUUGUUUUCUUUUUGUUGGUCUACCUUUUUACUCUUGGGGGCAACAUGAUAAUUAUGGUAACAAUUGUGUGCAGUCCCACACUCUUUGGUAUCCCCAUGUACUACUUUUUGUCUUUUCUAUCUUUCUUGGAUGCAUGCAUUUCUUCUGUAACGACACCCAAGAUGGUUAUAGACUUCUUCUUUGAGAGGAAGAGCAUCUCCUUUGAAUGUUGCAUGAUACAGCUAUUUGGUGUCCACUUCUUUGCUGGGGCAGAAGUGAUUGUCCUGGCAUCCAUGGCCUAUGACCGCUAUGUGGCCAUUUGUAAGCCCCUUCACUAUACUUCCAUCAUGAACAGGAGGGUGUGUGGCAUUCUAGUGGGAGUAGCUUGGGCAGGAGGUUUCUUGCAUUCUAUCAUACAAAUUAUCUUCACAUUGCAGCUACCCUUCUGUGGACCCAAUUUUAUUGAUCAUUUCAUAUGUGACUUGUUCCCGUUACUAAAGCUUGCCUGCACUGACACACAUAUUUUUGUCAUUUUAGUGUUUGCCAACAGUGGGUCUUUCUGCAUCAUUAUUUUUUCUUUAUUGGUUGUUUCUUAUGGUGUCAUCUUGUACUCUCUGAGAUCUCACAGUUCUGAAGGGCGGCGUAAAGCUCUCUCCACCUGUGGAUCCCACAUUACUGUUGUGCUUUUGUUCUUUGUCCCAUGCAUAUUAAUAUAUGCACAAAAUACUUCUCCAUUAUCAUUGGAGAAAAAUGUUUUUAUAUUUUCUCAUGUGUUGACCCCAUUGGUGAAUCCCAUAGUUUACACUUUCAGGAAUAAAGAAAUGAAGAAUGCUAUUGGGAAAAUGUGGAGGAGAUUAAGGAUUGCAUUCAUUCAGUUUGUCAGAUUUAUUGAGAGAGGCAGAGAAAGUGUUUAAUAAGAGAGAAACUCCCGAAGAGUGGGAGGAGAGGAUGUGG